CUUAAUGAGGAGAAAUUUCGUGCAGAAUAGUAGAUGGCUGUGGCCGGAUGGUAAAGUACCCUAUGAAAUCGCCACUGGUGCUUUUAGCGCGGAACAGGAAGCUAUCAUUUACAAAGCAGUGGCAGAGAUGAAAGCAAAAACGUGUGUUAACUUUACGCCGAGAGGUAUUGCGGAUGUUACUCAUAAUGAUUAUAUAUACUUUGACAAUAUCCAAGGCUCAGGGUGCUGGUCAUAUGUUGGAAAAAUCUCUGUUGGCAAACAGGAUAUUGGACUUGACAGUUCCCAAUAUUGUUUGAAUAAUCCCACGGUUCUCCAUGAAAUGUGCCAUGCAAUCGGAAUGGAACACGAGCAAAGCCGAAUGGACCGUGACAAAUACGUAACUAUGUUAUGGGACAAUAUCAAAAAUGGCCGAGACAACGCGAAUAUGAAGAAAUGGGACACCGAGGACGUCAAUCCGUACGACUACGAGUCCAUUCUUCAAUACUACCUAACGGAUUUUGCAAAAUCCGCUGGCACAUACUCCAUGAGAUUUAAUGAUACGGCAUUAGAGGUAUUGGCUGGAAGCGCUGACGAACUGACAUUUUAUGACGUCAAGGACAUUACGGAUGCUUAUGGAUGUACCGAAAAUUGCGGAACUGAUAUACCGACAUGUGAAAAUGGCGGGUUCAUUGAUCACAGUUGUUCCUGCUUAUGUCCAGCGACUCUUUCCGGUGAUGAUUGUUCGCAGGUUCCCACUGAUACAGGUUGCGGUGGUAUAAUUGAUGUGACGUCAGGGCCACAAACGAUUACAUCACCAAAUUACCCAGAAAAUUAUGACGUAGGGGCUACCUGUAACUGGCUCGUAAAGGGACCACCCGGGAAACUGAUAGAACUAACCAUCAAUGACCUCAACCUGUCCUACAAUGAUGUUAACAUGAACUGUUAUCACUGGUUAGAGAUACGAUAUAAUCUGAUUGGACAGACCGGACUAAUGAAAUGUGGCGAGGUAACUAAUGAGGUGUACACGACAACAUGGUUCGAACAAGGAAUAACAAACAUCUUGUACAUGCAGUUCAACACCACAUACGCAGAUGACAAAAGUUCUAGCAAAGGAUUCAGCCUAAACGUUCAGGCUGUGAAAAUAGGAUGCGCAAGCAGUCCCUGCAUUCACGGAUCCUGCCUGGAUGAUCCUACUGAGGAGUUUAAAUGUAUAUGUGAUGAUUUAUAUGAGGGCGACCAAUGUGAAAAGAUCAAAGCCUCCAGCGCUUUCUCUUGUGACUUUGAAAAUGCUGAUGAAUGUGUCUUUGUCAACAAUGACGACGGAGUAGAUGUUUUUGAUUGGACAAGAAAGCAGGGAAGAACUCCUUCGGUCGACACAGGACCAUCACAAGCGUUCGGUGGUCAGUACUAUACGUAUGCGGAAGUGUCUUUCCUCAACGAAGGUGACACUGCCGUACUGUUGUCCAAUGGUGUUCUGCCAGUUGGGGAAUGGUGUAUGUCGUUUAUGUAUCACAUGUACGGAGAUUCUCUUGGUAAAUUUGAGAUAUUUGGAGAGAAAGAUCAGCAAGUAUGGUGGAGUAAUUCUGCAAACCUUGGGGAUCAAUGGAACUACGCAUCAAUAAAAUUACCACUGGAAAUAGAUCAGAAGAUUGGACUUCGAGCAACAGUAGGCUGGCACUUCUGGGGAGACAUUGCCAUUGACGAUCUUCAUCUUCAAAAAUGUGUCCAAGAACGUUGCGAUUUUGAAACUGGAAACGAAUGCUUUUUAUCCCAAAGCUAUAUGGAUGAUUUUGACUGGAAAGUUGAUCAGAUUGGAGAAACUCCUUCGUCGAACACAGGACCAUCCUCUGCACAAGAUGGAACUCACUAUGCAUUCAUUGAGUCCUCAGAUCCUAUCCGCUAUGACAUGGCAACCUUAACCUCGCUGGCAACAUUUCCAGCCGGCGAGUACUGUUUGGUAUUUUUUUACCAUAUGUACGGUAAAAAGAUGGGAGGUUUAUUGGUAUCAACAUUGGAGGAUUCUAGUGGGGAAGAAUAUCCUGUUUUCAUUAAAACAGGAGACCAGGGACAACAAUGGAACCAAGGAGUCGUGUCACUGCACGAAAGAACAUAUUUUAAUUUACUCUUCUCGGCCAUACGAGGAACUUCGUAUUCGUCUGAUGUUGCCAUCGACAACAUUAGCCUAACCUCAGAAAGAUGUGCAUGCCUUUCAAGUCCCUGUUUGAACGGAGGAACAUGUGUUCCUGAUGUGAGUGUCCGUGAGGGAUACCAAUGCACCUGUCCAUCUGGACUUAGUGGCGGGAUAUGUGAAGUCGUUGCAGCGGACAAGGAGCUGACUUGUACAUUUGAAAAUGACGCUGUGUGUUUCCUGCAGCAAGCAUGGGGUGAUAGUUUUGACUGGACAAUUACAGGGGGUUCCACGGCUACUCCGCACACGGGUCCAUCUGGCGCAGAAGAGGGAACUUAUUAUGCCUACAUAGAAACAUCAGGAGUAGUCACUGAAGGAUUUGUAGCCAACUUUACAACUUAUCCAAUGGCUUUUGAAGAAGGGGUCCGCUGUCUGCGCUUCUCUUACCAUAUGUACGGGCUCACUAUAGGACAACUGUCUGUGUACAAUGGUGACACGCGAAUAUUCUACGCCGAUGGAAACAAAGAAAACCAAUGGAAUGAUGCUAAAGUCGAUGUUGUCAAUUUACCUGUAUCUUCCCAGCUGAUCAUUUCCGCUUCCGUCGAUCAGGAUCAUGAGUAUGGUGACAUUGCCAUUGAUGACGUCAGUCUAACGCCCGGCUCCUGUUAACCUGCGGAUCAAACACCACGUGAUGAGGUGAGGGUAGUACGGUUUGACCAUUACUUAGCAAGAACAACCUAUCGAUGUGGAACGAACCUCACCAUAAUAUCUGGAACAAACGACGUAGGACUGCAUCUUUUCCCUGUAUCAUAUUAGCUAUAAUAUCAUCUCCUUUAUUUAAGACUAAGCAGUUACUUGUCUUUUUUAUAUCGCAUAUAUUCCUCUCAAUCAUAAACAUUUUGUAGUAUUUCAAAACGUAAAUAAUCAAGUAAUCUAAUUUGAUAUGCGAAAAACGCAAAACAAAAAAUGCGGUUCAUAUUUGUGCUAUCUCAUGGGCUAAUAUAUUCCAUAAUGUGAGAGAUACUUAUGGUUCUUUUUUAAACCAAUUGUCAUCAAAAUAAUGUCAUAUAUUGUAGUGGCAAAAUGACGUAUUUUAAACAAAUAUGACAACCGUGGCCAAUACUGAUCAUAUUUACUGGCAGUAGUGUUUACUCUUUCCGUACUGCUGGCUACUAUAGCCGACAAAAUUCCAAGCUCCCUGACUAUAUUCCACAGAAAAAAAAAGUGACCCACUUCUGUGUUGUCGACUGUAGAUGACAGGCUAGGCAGACGGUAUUUUAGUGUCGGGAGCCCCUUAACAUACAAUUCCCGAGUACUCUGACAUAUAAAGGGUAUUCAAGACUUUGGAAACAAACCUUUUGGUUGCUAAAGUGUUUAUUGUGUUUAGCUUAUGUUUUCCCGUCAGGUUAAUGGAUUUAUUGUCCGCAUAGGUUGUUAAUGUAAACAAUAUGGCGGCUUGCUUUACUUUCACUUUUGGUAACGCUGUCUAGGCCAUUGUAUAAUGUUCGUUACAACGUCAAGAUUUAAUCUAGUUAAAUAUUUCUCAACAACGCUAUAUGAUAACACUAAAUUUUGUGUAUCUGUAUUUAAAAAAAACAACAGAAAUGCACAUACAAACCGCCAUUUUGUUUAACUUAUCCGGUGCAUAAUACGAAAGAACGGAAAGAGUUAAAGAGUUAUUGGUAUUUUGUUAAAGUAGAAAAUUGAAGAAAAACUUUCAAAUCAUUGUGAUAUACAUUUAGGUCUCCUUCUCAUGUUGUUUGUUUCGUUUUGAUUUUGUAUGAAUAUGAUUUCCUCUCCUUCUUCUCAUUGUACAAUAUGUAAUAUAAAAUUUGUUUCAUCAAAAUGGCUGAAAUAUUCGAUUAUGAUAAAUGUUGAUGGUUCCUUUUUAAACUCUUUGUCAGCAAAAUAAAAUUAUGUAUUACAGUGACAAAAUCAGCGGUUUUUUAAUCAAAUAACCAAAUUUAGGUCAAUACUGACAAUUUUGAUGAAAGAACUGUUAAAAGCGUUAUUAAUAAUCUAUAUUAAUUUUUUUAAAGCUUUAGUGAAAAGUUUAUGUAAAAUUUCCAAAGCUUUGUGAUGUAUAUUUGUUUUAGGUUUUAUAUUCCAAGAUGUUGUUUGUUUCGUUUGAUAUGAUUUUGUCUCUGUUUUUAAUUCCAGCUGUAUUCUGCGUUGUAUUUGUCCUAUAUACACUAAACUAACGCAUGAAAACUAAUUACUUAUUUGCCUACUUUUUCUGCUUUUAUUAAAACAUUUUUAUUUUUUGAAAAUAAAUUCUCCAUAUGAA
This is a messenger RNA of Pecten maximus, 4394 nucleotides long. Its product is annotated as MAM and LDL-receptor class A domain-containing protein 1-like. The record is from RefSeq and is a predicted model, not a curated record. The transcript is spliced from 24 exons. Gene Ontology annotation, cellular component: membrane. Gene Ontology annotation, biological process: proteolysis. Gene Ontology annotation, molecular function: zinc ion binding; metalloendopeptidase activity. Bases 5 to 2776 code for a protein of 923 amino acids. NCBI's taxonomy places the organism in Eukaryota, Metazoa, Mollusca, Bivalvia, Pectinida, Pectinidae.